CACUCGAGUCCCCGUCAGUUAUGUGCAGCUCAGACCGCUCGUUUCCAGGCCCCUCGAAACAGUUGAACCCGUGCCUGCAGUCAGGCAAUGGCACUGUCGGGUUCUGCGCCAGAGAGGCCUAAUGGUUCGGUACGAUCCGUAACAAAAGCUCGCAAAGGCUCGCCUGGAGCUUCACCCUUUGUACCUAGAGUCUACCCUCAUGCUGGAUCGACGAUUUCCAGUCAGUUAUGGAGGACGAUUUAGUUUGUGAAUACGACUCCACCUGGGACACAGAAAGCGAUGGAGACGACCUGGUGGAAAACGUAACGCGGAGAUCCAGCCAGGAUAAAACGCAGAAAUCCUGGGGUUUUUGGUCAAAUCCAUCUUCAAGAAACCUGCGUGCUGCAAAAGACAUGCAGAACUACAGGCGGGGAUAUCCAAAUAUCCAGGAAGAAGAAAACCAAGAGGAAAGAAUGAAUAAUUUAAAAUUUUACCUAAAUGAAAUUACUUCAUCCCCUGAUGAAGUCUCAAUAGAAGCUUUUCACAAAGAAUGGAAGACAGACUAUAAAAGACUGGAGAGAGUCCAUUCCUACAUUCAGUGGUUGUUUCCUCUACGAGAACCUGGGGUGAACUAUAUGGCCAGUGAACUUACCAAGAAGGAGAUCCAGGAAUUCAGAAAAAGUGAAGAGGCAAAGAAGAGACUCGUGGAAUCCUAUGAACUGAUGCUGGGAUUUUAUGGCAUACAGCUAAAUGACAAGGAGACUGGAGAGGUCAAGCGUGCCGAUAACUGGAGGGAGCGAUUUGCAAACCUUGAACGAAACAUGCACAACAACCUUCGCAUCACUCGUAUCCUAAAGAGCCUGGGGGAACUGGGGUUUGAGCACUAUCAGGCCCCACUAGUACAUUUUUUCCUGGAAGAGACGCUGGUCCGGAAGAACCUGAGCACAGUGAAGCGUAGUGUGCUGGACUACUUUGUGUUUGCAGUCCGGGAUAAGAAAGAAAGACGGACACUUAUCAAGUACGCCUUUCAGCACUAUGAGCCCAAGGACAAAUUUGUUUGGUGUCCUCGGAAGAUUCAGAAACGGCUUAAGAAGAAGUCUGAGAAGAAACCAGAGGUAGCCAGCAACCGAGAGACCCCAACAACUGAGGACGCACGCUCAAGGAACUUAGCCAAGGGUGGUGAAGCUGUGAGUGCUCGGAAGGAGGAGAAGUCACCCAGCAACCCAACAGAGACCCAGAAGCUAAAUGCGGAUGAAGCAAGCGCAGACUCAAGCAAGCUACUUGAGGGAUCUUCAGUUGACCUUGAGCCACCAACAAAAAUGUCAGAUGAUCAACAGGUCUUAGACCAAGAAGAGAUGGAUCAAUCUAGCAGCACUGAAUCCAGCCUUGAAAAGAACAAAGAUGAAAAAAAAGAAGAAGAGAGCCUCUGCAGAUCUAAUAGUACCAGUGAACUGGUGCCAGAUCCAACUGAUUCUGAAACUGCCCAGGAAAAACAAGACGAGAAGAAAAAGGAAGAAUCAGCUGAAGACUCAAACAGUUGCAUGGGGGAGGAGCUUCCCAACAACGAACUGGAGACAAAGGUAACUGAAUCCCCAGUUAAUGGUCCCAAGGAGUCCCAAGAGUGUCCCCCAAACACAGAGUCUCGUAGAACGGCAAGGGAAGGACCUGGAGAUGUUUCCCCUCCUCCAGAAGAAAGGCGAGCUGAAAAGCAGCCCAGGACCGACUUUGGUGACCUGUCCCUCGCGCUUAGUAAUGGGGAAAUGCCAGACGUGGCCGACAUGACAAGCAAAGAUGCAUGCAAUGGUUCAAACGCAUCAAUGCAGAGCAGUGUCACAGCACCCCAGGACAACAGUAAUACAGCUGGAAAUCAAUGGACAAAUGGAACAAAUGGCCAUAACUGCGGAGAACCAAUGGACAUUGAGACUGUUGCAAGUACUGAUAUGGAGGUGGAAAAGCUGUGAAUUGUCCACAGUGGGGACAAGCUUACUGAAUUAUUGUUCUUGGACUAGAGUGAAAUGGUUAAACUGUUAUGAAAAAACAUUAGACUUCUUGAUUGUAUUCCAGGCCUUGAUGCAUUGAAAGUAAAAUGGGUAAAAUGUGGUCCUUUGUAAACACUGGAACAUUUCCUGAAUCUCACUUCAAUAUUGUCAUCAUUCAGAUCUUGUUUUUUUCCAUUUCUCUGCGGCAGUUCCCUUGGUAACUGUCUAGACAGUAGGUUGCCUGUCUUGAAAUUAAUUUUGAAUACAAACAAACAUGUAAUAAAGCACAUGUUUGAGUAUUCUCAGAUUGUUUAAAAUGUGGUUUUCAGUUCUUUCGCAUACUCAGCCUGGAAUUUUGUGUAUGAAAAAGUAAACAUGAUUUGUGCAUUUGACAUUUUUGAAACCCGCAAAAAAAGACAUUUCAGUUGACACCUUGUUCUGUAUAGAUGAUGUUUCAAUUGUUAUUCUUUGGCACUGGAGAAAAAAUGAAAUUUUGUAUGGCGAUACAAAUUUAAAAUGAACUUCAUCCUUGGACUCCAGAAUAAAGCAUCUAAUGGAAUAAGAGGCAUUAUAAGUGGAAACAUGAUUGUACUUCACCUCCUUUACUCAAGGAAUGUUAUGCAGUUUUCCUAACAGUUGUGUUCAUUGCAGCUAACCAAAUGAUUGACUCUGAUUGUAAAAUUUCUGAAGUUAAAAUGUAUUCAAAUGAUAAACCCAUUUGGUCAUUAAAACUGGAUUCAUCUGUUGCCAUGGAUGAUUAUUAGAAUUAUUGUGAUAAAAUCCUCUGAAUAUAAUUUAUUUCAAUUGUAUGUUUUUCCUUGGCAUGUCUCUAUUGAUUAUGGAAUAUAAUUAUAGCCAAAAAAGUUGAAACCCUAAUUCUCUGAAAAUCUCAGGGAGAAUCAUAACUGAGUUAAAGGAUUGUGCUCCUCUUCUGGUAUUUGCAUUCCAUUGUAGUUUUUGGUUAGUGUAUUGUACGUCUUGUUAAUUUUUGCUUGUAGUUCUUAAGUAGACUUGGUAGUUCGGUAGUCAUAGGUUUUUGUUGGAUUUUGAAAAUCUACCCAAGCCUUCUCAGUGUGACACAAUAAAGUAAAAUGCACAACA
Molecule: messenger RNA, 3059 nt
Organism: Paramormyrops kingsleyae
Lineage: Eukaryota; Metazoa; Chordata; Actinopteri; Osteoglossiformes; Mormyridae
Gene: ogfr
Product: opioid growth factor receptor
Cellular component (GO): membrane
Molecular function (GO): opioid growth factor receptor activity
Source: RefSeq, a predicted model, not a curated record